Molecule: messenger RNA, 1565 nt
Organism: Penaeus indicus
Lineage: Eukaryota; Metazoa; Arthropoda; Malacostraca; Decapoda; Penaeidae
Exons: 5
Coding region: 159-1565 (468 amino acids)
Source: RefSeq, a predicted model, not a curated record
GUGUGGACUCUGACGUGGAAAGACGCAUGUCGUGCGCUAGUGCACACCUACCUAGUUGCUAGGUCUCUGGAUUACUUCUAUGAAGCACCGAAGUGACAUUUCCAGUUCGAUCCGUUACUGAACCAAGUUUGUUCUAUUUUAGUGAAGAUUCUGCCGCCAUGGCAUUGAUGGCGACCUCCCCUGACCUCCUGUCGGAGUCUUGGCUCUCCCCGACGCCCAUGCCACACCACGCCCUGCCAGAGGACAUCUGGAGCAAGUUCGACAUCGAGCACGACCGCGCCCUCGCCCUCACCAACCCCGAGGCGAUGCUGGAGCACCACAGCAUGAGCGGCUUCUCCCCCGUCAUGGGCUUCACCUCCACGGCCUCCGCCAGCGCCGCCUUCCACCAGGACCUGGCCACCCUGCCCACGCCCCCGCACUCGCCCCCCACAGAGCACGACCUGGACGACCUCGUGGCCUCCAUCCCCGAGAUCCUGGAGUCCCCCUCGGCCACGCCUCCUUCAGAUAUCAGCGACAUCCUGUCCGACCUGGAGGGCAUGGAGACCGCGCCCCUGGGAGCCGAGACCAGCAUGGACUGGUCGGCCGGCUGCCCCUCGUGGUGGACGCCGCCCAUGGCGCCCGUGCCCGAGGAGUCCGUCAAGCGAGACAUCAUGUGGGGGGGCGGCGGCUGCUGCUCCUCGCUGCUGGAGGUGGCGCCGAGGAAGGACCGCCAGGUGUCUGAGUGCUCGGCCGACGCCGCCCUCAGGGACGCCCUCCGCCCCGACGAGAUCUCCGAGGACGACGAGGAGGACUCCGAGGACAACCUGCCCGACACGCCCUCCGGCACCGACAGCGACUGCGACAUCGACGAGUCCAUGAGCGAGACGUCGAGUCCCUCCGGCAGCCCCAGGAGCACCAACAGCGCCUCCCGCUACAACGCCAAGAGCGCCUUCCGCAGCAGCUCCAGCAGCGCCUCCUCCUCCUCCUCCUCCGCCUCCCCCUCGUCCGCCUCCCCCGCCAGCAGCAUCGAGCACAACGAGCACAACUACUGCGGCAGAGUCCCCGCCCCUGAAAACCACACGAUGCCCGGGAUCCUCACGCCCUCAGACACGGAAGACGAAGUGGACGUGGUCUCCUGCAACGACCAGGCUGAGGCGGCCUCCCCGCUCAAUGCCUCCGCCAGCGCCACCAGCGCCUCCCGCUCCCCCUCCCCCCGGUGCCAGGCGCCGUCCAAGCGCUCCGUGGACGUGAAACGACAGCUGCAGAUGGCCAUCCAGGAGGCCAUGAGGAACCGCCAGUGCCGUUCCGCCGGGGCCACGUACGUCGAGGGCGAGGAGGCCGCGACCGCCACCGCCGCCACCGCCACCACCGGCAGCAGAUUCGUGUCCGUCAAGAUCAAGACUCAGGGAAAGCCCGCCGCCUACACCAAGCGCAUGAGGGACUACCACUCCGAGUUAAAAUCAAUUGAGAAUCAUAUCAGACUCAUAUCAAACGACCAGCAUCUCCAUAUCCCGACCUGUGCUGACCUUCGCCCUCCUCCCCCCCAGACUUUAGCCCCACAGGUGUAUCAGAAACCACAUGUGUAA